UAGCGCCCGUAGCGCCGCAUCACUCGAGCUAAGAAGUUUUGAAUGGUGCAACAGUCCUUUAUAUCUCCUUUUUCACGUGGUGAAAACAGAGGAGACCAGCGUUUUGAGAUGCCGACACAAGAUAGUGCCGCCAAGGAGGCGGACGACGGUUUCCAGCUGGUGCAGAAGAAAUCACGGAAACGCAAGAUGACGAUGGACAUGGAUGACGCGGACCCCAAGGCGGGCGCCGUCGUCUACCCGCCCGCCAAGCAGGAGAAGUUGGAGGGCAAGGGGGAGCUGCGGCGGAUUGCGGUGCCCGCCCACCGCUACACGCCGCUCAAGGACAACUGGCUCAAGAUCUUCACCCCCGUGGUGGAGCACCUGCACCUCCAGAUCCGCUUCAACCUCAAGUCGCGCUGCGUCGAGAUCAGGACGUGCAAGGAAACCGAAGAACCGAGCGCCCUCCAGAAAGCGGCAGAUUUCGUCCGGGCCUUCACCCUGGGCUUUGAGGUGGACGAUGCCCUGGCCCUGGUGAGGCUUGACGAGCUCUUCCUCGAGUCCUUCGACGUCCAGGAUGUGAAGCCCCUGAAGGGUGACCACCUGGCCCGGUGCAUCGGGCGCCUGGCCGGCAAGGGCGGCCGCACCAAGUUCACCAUUGAGAACGUCACAAAGACACGUAUCGUGUUGGCAGACAGCAAGGUUCACAUACUCGGCUCCUACCAGAACAUCAGGGCUGCGAGAACAGCCCUCUGCAAUCUGGUUCUUGGCAAGCCCCCGUCCAAGGUGUACGGAACCAUGCGGCAACUAGCGAGCCGGAUAGGAGAGAGAUUCUAACUUAUUUUGAUCGGAACACCAAAACAGAGUACCUAAUAAAGCUAGUCUCAAAAGCACCCUCUGCGGUUGGGCACUUUA
Molecule: messenger RNA, 891 nt
Organism: Ixodes scapularis (black-legged tick)
Lineage: Eukaryota; Metazoa; Arthropoda; Arachnida; Ixodida; Ixodidae
Product: RNA-binding protein pno1-like
Exons: 8
Coding region: 43-813 (256 amino acids)
Cellular component (GO): nucleolus
Molecular function (GO): RNA binding
Source: RefSeq, a predicted model, not a curated record